AGGAGGAAGAGUAUUCCAGGGAGAGGGAACAGGUGCAGAAGCCCCAAAGCAAAAACCACUUUGGGAUGUUUGAGGAAUCCAAGGGAGGCCCAUGGGGGCUGGAACAUCAGAGGCAAGGGGGAGAGGGGCAAGGAACAAAGUCCCGAGGUAGGAGAAGGAGCAAAAGCCUGAUACUGCAGGGCUGCUGGUGAGAUAGUAUUUUGAGGGCCACAGGCAGCCAUAGUCACCCUCAUGAGAGGGAGUAAUGUCUCGUGUACACUUUUAAAGGACUCCAGCUGCUCCGGAGGAUCAGGAGUGGAAAUGAGUCCAGUAAAAGGGCUCAGUACUGACCUCACGCGAGGUGAUGGCAGCCUGGACUAGGAUGCAGAGAAGUUGUGGGCCCUGCGCAGUAUUUGAGGGGUCCUGCCAACAGGUGGAGCUGGGUGCGAGAAAUACUGGAAAGAGGAAGCCAAGCCCCAGGCGGGGGGCCGGGAUAGAGGAACUGCUGGAAGAGCUGGUGGGGGCGGGGCGACUUGACGUCCGUCCGAGAAAAAACCCUAGGCCACGGGAGUUGGCACUCGGGAGACCUGUAAGCCGCAGCCGGUUGUGAGGGAGAAAAUUCCGGGAAUCCGAAUAGAGUUGCUGCCCGCAGCCCUGCAGGCGAGGCCCACCUGGCGGUGCAACCCCUGAGCGGGCGGGGGGAGGAGCACUGCGCAGGCGCCGAGCUAGCCGUUUCCAUGGCGGCGAGAACACGCGUCUCAACCGCUGCACAACGGACGUGCCGGACACCGUUGUGCUCCAGUGUGUCGGCACCCCCGCCUCGGCGCCCGCUGCUGCCGGGAGUCAACCGAACCCCGCCUUCUCGCUCUCUGUCCCCGGCCCCGACAUGGGCGAUCUGGAGCUGCUGCUGCCCGGGGAAGCUGAAGUGCUGGUGCGGGAACUGUGCAGCUUCUCGCUGCGCGAGAUGGGCUCCGGAAGGUGGAACCAGCAGCAUGAGAACCUGGAGAAACUGAACAUGCAGGCCAUCCUUGAUGCCACAGCCAGCCAGGGUGAGCCCAUCCAGGAGCUGCUGGUAACCCAUAGAAAGAUCCCAACGCUGGUGGAGGAGCUGAUCGCAGUGGAGAUGUGGAAGCAGAAGGUGUUCCCUGUGCUGUGCAGGCUAGAGGACUUCAAGCCCCAGAACACUUUUCCUAUAUAUAUGGUGGUACACCACGAGGCCUCCAUCAUCAACCUCCUAGAGACAGUGUUCUUCCACAAGGAGGUGUGUGAGUCAGCAGAGGACACGGUCUUGGACCUGGUGGACUACUGCCACCGCAAACUGACAAUAUUGGUGGCCCGCAGUGGCCACAGUGGUUCCCCCGAGGAGGAGGAGUUGCAGUACAGCACCCCCAUGAAGGAGCUGCAGAAGCAGGCAGAGCUGAUGGAAUUUGAGAUCGCGCUGAAGGCACUCUCAGUGCUGCGCUACAUCACAGACUGCGUGGACAGCCUUUCCCUGAGCACCCUGAGCCGCAUGCUCAGCACCCACAACCUUCCCUGCCUCCUGGUGGAACUGCUGGAGCACAGUCCCUGGAGCCGGCGGGAAGGAGGCAAGCUGCAGCAAUUUGAGGGUGGCCGUUGGCAGACAGUGGCCCCCUCAGAGCAGCAAAAGCUGAGCAAGUUGGACGGACAGGUGUGGAUCGCCCUAUACAACCUGCUGCUGAGCCCUGAGGCCCGGGCCCGCUACUGCCUCACAAGCUUUGCCAAGGGACAGCUACUCAAGCUUCGAGCCUUCCUCACAGACACACUGCUCGACCAGCUGCCCAACCUGGCAGACCUACAGGGUUUCCUGGCCCGCCUGGCCCUGACCGAACCCCACCCCCCUAAGAAGGACCUGGUGUUGGAACAGAUCCCAGAAAUCUGGGAACGGCUAGAGCGAGAGAACAGAGGCAAGUGGCAGGCGAUUGCCAAGCAUCAGCUGCAGCAUGUAUUCAGCCCCUCGGAGCAGGACCUGCGGCUGCAGGCGCGAAGGUGGGCUGAGACCUACAAGCUAGAUGUGCUAGAGGCAGUGGCUCCAGAGCGGCCCCGCUGUGCCCACUGCAGCGCAGAGGCCUCCAAGCGCUGCUCACGAUGCCAGAAUGAGUGGUAUUGCUGCAGGGAGUGCCAAGUCAAGCACUGGGUGAAGCAUGGAAAGACUUGCGUCCUGGCAGCCCAGGGUGACAGAGCAAAGUGAAAGCGGCCGCGCCUGAGGGCUGAUUACCCAUGCCAUACAACCCAGUCAGAGUGUGCCCCUGAACCUCAAGAUCUCAGCCUGGCCUCUGCAAGAGCCGCAGCCACCCACCCAGAUGGUGAGCUUAGCAGACGGGUGGAGCUGCUGCCCCAUCUCCGCCGGCAAAGCGCUCUCGCUUCCUGCCCCACCCUGUGGAUGGGCUUAGGGCGCUGGCUGCCUCAGUUGGGGCAGGAGUCAACGGCAAGGGCGAGGGUGACGAGGGUGACGGCCGGAUGUGGGGACCCUCUUCCUCUUGCACAGUAAAGCUGGUCUCCAGAACA
Messenger RNA from Pteropus alecto (black flying fox), 2505 nucleotides. It is a transcript of the gene ZMYND10, whose product is annotated as zinc finger MYND-type containing 10. Gene Ontology annotation, biological process: motile cilium assembly; outer dynein arm assembly; inner dynein arm assembly. The coding region runs from base 866 to 2188 and encodes 440 amino acids. Lineage: Eukaryota; Metazoa; Chordata; Mammalia; Chiroptera; Pteropodidae. Gene Ontology annotation, cellular component: centriolar satellite; cytoplasm. The transcript has 12 exons. The record is from RefSeq and is a predicted model, not a curated record.